GCUUUCCGGCAUAUAAUGGAAAUGGAUUACACGGCCCCAACAAGGUAAUGAUGGAUUUUCUGGAGGUGCCAGGAGUGGGGACAUAUGAGGACUUUAACACUAUCGAUUGGGUGCGGGAGAAGUCUAGAGACCGAGACCGGCACCGAGAGAUCCUGAGCAAGAGUAAAGAAUCUACAUGGGCCCUUUUGCACAGUGUCAGCGAUGCGUUCUCGGGGUGGAUGUUGAUGCUGCUGAUCGGUUUGUUUGCAGGUUCCCUAGCCGGUCUGAUUGACAUUUCCGCGCACUGGAUGACGGAUCUGAAGGAGGGCAUUUGUUUGAGCAGGUUCUGGUUAAACCACGAGCAGUGCUGCUGGAAUUCUCGGGAUGUGAAGUUUGAAGACAGAAAUGAAUGUCCGGAAUGGAGAAAUUGGUCUCAAUUAAUACUCGGAGAGUCAGAGGGGGCAUUUCCUUAUAUCUUGAGAUAUAUAAUGUAUAUACUAUGGGCUCUCCUCUUCUCCCUCCUUGCGGUCUUGUUAGUCCGUAACUUUGCACCAUAUGCCUGUGGCUCCGGUAUUCCUGAGAUUAAAACGAUAUUGAGUGGUUUCAUAAUCCGAGGCUACUUGGGCAAGUGGACGCUGAUCAUCAAAACCAUGACUCUGGUGCUGGCUGUAUCGUCUGGCCUUAGCCUGGGGAAGGAAGGACCCCUCAUUCAUGUGGCCUGCUGCUGUGGGAACAUCCUGUGCCACCUUUUCACCAAGUACCGCAAAAAUGAAGCCAAGAGGAGAGAGGUGCUGUCUGCUGCAGCUGCCGCUGGAGUGUCCGUGGCCUUUGGGGCUCCCAUUGGAGGAGUCCUUUUCAGUCUGGAGGAGGUGAGCUAUUAUUUUCCCCUGAAGACCCUCUGGCGUUCGUUCUUUGCUGCACUGGUAGCCGCGUUCACGUUGCGUUCCAUCAACCCUUUCGGCAACAGCCGCUUGGUCCUGUUCUACGUGGAGUUCCACACUCCCUGGCACCUCAUCGAACUCAUCCCCUUCAUCCUCCUGGGGAUAUUCGGAGGCCUGUGGGGCGCCUUCUUCAUCCGUGGCAACAUAGCUUGGUGCCGCCGAAGGAAGACGACCAGGCUGGGCCACUAUCCGGUGACGGAGGUCCUGGUGGUCACGGCCGUUACAGCCAUCUUGGCUUUCCCGAAUGAGUACACCCGGACGAGCUCCAGCGAGCUGAUAUCGGAGCUUUUCAAUGACUGCGGCUUGCUGGACUCGUCCAAGCUCUGCGAUUACAAUAAUGACUUCAACAGCACCAACGUCGGGAACCUGCCUGACCGCUCGGCCCGUAGCGGGGUCUACACCGCCUUGUGGCAGCUGUCGUUGGCAUUGAUAUUUAAAGCGGUCAUCACCAUCUUUACAUUUGGUAUCAAGGUGCCUUCAGGUCUGUUCAUCCCAAGUAUGGCUGUGGGCGCCAUCAUGGGAAGACUCAUGGGGGUCUGCAUGGAGCAGCUCGCCUUCCACCACCACGACUGGCUCAUCUUCAAAGGGUGGUGUAGCCAAGGAGCAGACUGCAUCACGCCGGGUCUUUAUGCCAUGGUGGGGGCGGCUGCUUGCCUAGGAGGAGCCACCCGCAUGACGGUCUCCCUGGUGGUCAUCAUGUUUGAGCUGACCGGUGGACUGGAAUACAUCGUGCCUUUAAUGGCUGCGGCCAUGACCAGCAAAUGGGUGGCAGACGCCUUGGGGCGGGAGAGCAUUUACGACGCCCACAUCCACUUGAACGGGUAUCCUUUCCUGGAAGCCAAAGAAGAGUUCGGCCAUAAGACGUUGGCCAUGGACGUCAUGCGCCCGCGGCGUAACGACCCGUCCCUGACGGUCAUCACUCAGGACAGUAUGACGGUGGCCGACGUCGAGGCCGCCAUCAGCGAAACCACCUACAGCGGCUUUCCCAUUGUGGUGUCCCGAGAGUCUCAGAGGCUGGUGGGCUUCGUGCUGAGAAGAGACUUGAUCAUCUCCCUCGAGAGUGCGAGGAAGAAACAAGAUGGCGUCGUGAGCACUUCGAGGAUAUACUUCACGGAACACACCCCUCCCCAGCCUCCGACAUCACCUCCUAGCGUAAAACUCCGCUCCAUCAUGGACCUCAGUCCUUUUACCAUCACGGACCAGACUCCAAUGGAAAUCGUGGUGGACAUUUUCCGCAAGCUGGGAUUGCGUCAGUGUCUGGUGACACACAAUGGGAGACUGCUGGGAAUCAUUACGAAGAAGGACGUCCUGAAGCAUAUAGCACAGAUGGCCAACCAAGAUCCAGACUCUAUAUUUAUCUCUCACCGGGUGGAGGCCACUUCCGCACACAGCCAACGACUCCUGCGGCCUUCGUGUGAUCCUCUAUUCCACGGAGGUGCGAAGGCGGCGGUCCCGAAACGGAUCGGGAACGGCUGCGCCAAUUUCCACCUUCAUAAAUUUGGUGUCUUUGCCCUCAGCGAGCUAAGAAAAGCAGAAGGCAUUUGUGAUCACAGCCAAGAAGUGCACAGGCACCAGGAUGAAGGCUCUUGCAGGGAACUUACGGUGAUCUCUGGAGAAGUGCGCGCGCUCACUGACCCGAGAAACUACAGGAUGGAGAAAACCUACAUUUCUUAUGACAAAUCGCAGCGCAGUAUUGCAAUUAUAGAAAUCUUCUAG
Nanorana parkeri is the source of this 2636-nucleotide messenger RNA. RefSeq names its product chloride voltage-gated channel 5 (gene CLCN5). The transcript is spliced from 13 exons. Bases 48 to 2636 code for a protein of 862 amino acids. Lineage: Eukaryota; Metazoa; Chordata; Amphibia; Anura; Dicroglossidae. Gene Ontology annotation, molecular function: voltage-gated chloride channel activity. Gene Ontology annotation, cellular component: membrane; Golgi apparatus; synaptic vesicle. The record is from RefSeq and is a predicted model, not a curated record. Gene Ontology annotation, biological process: chloride transport; transmembrane transport.